This is a messenger RNA of Salvia miltiorrhiza (redroot sage), 6624 nucleotides long. RefSeq lists its product as uncharacterized. The transcript is spliced from 11 exons. Lineage: Eukaryota; Viridiplantae; Streptophyta; Magnoliopsida; Lamiales; Lamiaceae. The record is from RefSeq and is a predicted model, not a curated record. Gene Ontology annotation, biological process: DNA repair. Gene Ontology annotation, molecular function: RNA endonuclease activity producing 5'-phosphomonoesters, hydrolytic mechanism; single-stranded RNA binding. Bases 93 to 920 code for a protein of 275 amino acids. Gene Ontology annotation, cellular component: cytoplasm; nucleolus.
ACAUCGACGUAUUUGCCGCAAUCGUUAGCUCCAUUUUUUUUUUAAUUGCAUCUCUCAUUCUUCACACAUUUUCCCUCCCAAUUUUCUACGCAAUGUCCACGGAAAGAGAGUCUUCUGAUUCAGAAGAUCAAAACUCUCCCCAAUUCUUGAACAAAUGGAUCGAGGUUCAAGAGUCGCUGAAGAAGCAGCUGAGCACGGACGACAGAUUCAGCUGGAAACUGCCCCCAAUAUGCAAAGAUCAAAUCUCAGAAGGCGCAGAAGAGAAUCGAGAUUCCAACCGCGGCAAAUUCCUCAAAUAUGUUGGUGGGGCUGACUUGAGUUUCUCCAAAACUGAUCCAUCAAUUGCGUGUGCUACGCUCGUCGUUUUGGACGUUUCUACCCUUGAAGUCGUGCACGAGGUUUCUAAGGUCGUCGAGCUUCGCGUUCCGUACGUCCCCGGAUUCUUGGCUUUUAGAGAGGCUCCGGUGCUCCUAGAACUUCUAGAGAAACUGAAGAAUACUGCACUUCCAUUGUAUCCGCAGGUACUGAUGGUCGAUGGCAAUGGACUGCUUCAUCCUCGAGGCUUUGGAUUGGCUUGUCAUCUAGGUGUUUUGGCUGAUCUUCCUACGAUUGGGAUAGGAAAGAAUUUACACCAUGUUGACGGUCUGACACAAUCUGGAGCGAGACAACUGCUUGAAGCUAAUGGGAACUCAUGUAAUGAUAUAUUCACACUAAUUGGCGAUUCAGGUUCUACUUUAGGAGCGGCAAUGCGAUCAACUGUAGGAUCCCUGAAACCAAUAUUCAUCUCAGUUGGUCAUCGUAUAUCUCUUGCCAGUGCCAUCGAGAUUGUGAAGUUAUCUUGUAGGUAUAGAGUCCCAGAGCCCAUCAGACAGGCUGACAUUAGAUCAAGAGAGUGCCUCCGCAAGAAUGGUUUAAGCUAGCGCGCAUGAAAUAAACUGCUUCGAGCUGCAUUUCAUCUGACACCAGAUGCUGUUGUAAAUAACUUCCGAAGAACUAUGCUCUUUGUGUUUCAAUGUUUCAAACUUUGAAGAUCUCAACACGAAAAUCGGCCCAAUGGUACAUUCAUCAUCAAGAUUGCCUACCAGUCUGUGCAUCAACCAGUUCCUGUAACUGUUGGUAUGAACCACAGGGAGACGAAUUCGGCAGCCAUUUAUGUAAAAAGCAGUGCAACCUACCGGAUGGAAGCGAAGAUGUGGCAGAAGACAAAACAAAAAUACUGAGAAUCACAUCUGUAUAUAACAAAAAAGAAUGAAACAACAGUAUGAUAGCCUCAGUGCCCUCACAAAAAGGCCAGCAUUACUACAAGCAUUUGAAGCAGGACGCCAAGCGGCUCUAACAAGUAGCCACCAUUUCCCUUACCAGGCACUCUGAUCAUAAUCCCGAAGCGACACGUGCCACUCGACGGAUCCAGUCGUCGUGAUCACAGAGAGGUUAGGGAACUUGCAGGCAGUCUCCGUCUGGUUGCUUGUCUGGUAGUAACUAUUGAACGCAUAUGACACGUUCUGCCGUGCAUCAAGAUCCGCACAAGAGCUUCCGAACCCUAGACUGGUGCAGUCGGCAGUGGGAGCACGCGUAUUCCACGCUGGGAAUGAGCUGAGGAUCGUCGAGGCUGGCAGUGGGGGCGAGGACGCACCAACGCUUGGGGAGGUAGUGGAUAUUGCUGGCUGGGACGAGACCACGGUUGUUCGACCCGAGGCUGAGGUUGUACUUGAUCGUCCCAUCGUAGUUGAACACGCCCCAGUGGCGUUCGAAGUUCCCCGGCUGGAUGCUCUUGGCGUCCUCGUCGACGAGGCUGAACAGGUAGGCUUCCACAGGGCCUGGUCUCAUAGGAGUGCCCUUGCUCAUAUGCGCCAUCACGCCUUGGUUGAACCUCUGUGCGUAUCCGAUGUUGGCGUUGCGAUCCCCAUCGGUGGGCCACCCGAUUUCUCCGACGAUGAUCGUCAUGUUCCCAUAUCCGUUCUUCUGCAGCGCCCAGACGAGGGUGUCGUAGUUGGCGUCAAACACAUUGGUGUAGGUCCUGCCAUUGUCGUCGAUGGGGCUCGAGACCCCGUCGAAGAAGGCGUAGUCCACCGGGAAGUUGGCGUCGUUGUAGAGACUUAUGAACGGGUAGAUGUUGACAGUGAAUGGAGCUUCAUUCCGGCUCAAGAAAUCCACGAUCUGCACCAUCACAUCUUUGACAUUUGCUCGGAAGUCGCCUGUCGAUGGCUGCGGCGCCGUAGACUCGUACACGUCGGCGUUCAACGGGACGGUGACCUUCACCCGACCGCCGAGGCCGGCCUUGAUCAGAGCCGCCUGAAUGUUCUGCAGCGCCGGCAAGGUCGUGCUCAGGAAUGUUCCGUUGUAUGUGGAGAGGAAAGGCUCAUUUCCUACUGCAACAUACCUUGCAGAAACACAAACAGAGACCAAUUCAAUACGGUAUCAUGUUUCAGAAAUGGGGUUAACUUUCAUCCAUUUUACAAUUUUCACUACCUUUUUAAUUUGUUGCAAAACUAACACCCAAUUUUUUCUUUUUGCAGAAAAAAGUCGAGGGAUUGAAAAAAUUAGAAAGUGAUGAAUAUGAUUGGAAAUUGAAAGAGGGAGAGGAGAAUGACUUGAUUUGGACACUGUUGGAGGACAUAUGUGCAGAGACAUUCUUCUCGACCCAUCUCUCGGCAGCAUCGACGCUGGCGGCGAGAGUUGCGAGCAUGUCGUUGGGGAUUCCGACCAUGACCUCAAUCCCGGAUCCUCGGAAGGCGAAGAGGACUGGCGCCUCCGCGUCGAAGAGCUUCACCUUCUGAAUCCCGUUGUCCUUGAGCAGCUUCACCACAGUUGCAGGAGGCAGAGGGUGAGUCGCCUGUGUUCCCCAGUUUGCGCCGAUGCUAUGCGCAGUAUUCACCAUCAUCAACAACAUAAGACCUGCCGCUGCUAACCCUUCGUUCUUGCCCAUAUCUACAGGGAAAGAGGAGGGGAUCCUUUUGAUUUCCAACUCUGGAUGUCGGAAACAACAAGACUGUUUUUUUCUAGGUGGGAAAGAUGGGAUUUUUGGUGAUGAGAGAAGAAAAGGGAGUUUCGUAAACCUGAUUCUGAGCUUAUAUGAAGAUGAAGAAAGCCAGCUAAUGUGAUGCCAAGGCAUAAAGAAAAUGCAGCGCACACAACACAGAGCAUGACUAUAUGAUAUGUAUAUUGAUUCAUACAAUAUUUUUUCACCACUCUCAAUUGCUACAAGAGUGUAUUCUCUCUUGUUUCAAUUGUUUUCUUACAACUUCAUAAUUCGAAAGAAAAUAAUUAACUAACAAAGAAAGAAAGCAAAUGAUCAACAUAUAAGUUUGAUUUAGUGAAUAUUGAAUAAGAAUAAUUGUAAAUCCAUUCGCAAGCUUUGUCGCAUAAUUAUACUGUAAAUAAUUCAUAGUAUUAGAGGAAGUAAUAUGGUUAUGGUUCGAUUUCAGUUUUGCCAUAAUUUCAAGCGCAUUUUAAGAAAUGUAUACAUGACAUAAUAAGAACUUAUGUGUUGUUAUCCCAAAUUGUAAAGUAGUUCAGAAAUGAAAACUUUGAAGAUAAUCUACAACUAAAUGAGGCUUAUCCACUCCAAACUUAAUCUAUAAUCUAAAUCCUAAUUAAGAGCUUAGCUUAUUAAGUAUCCAAAGUAUAUCAAACAUCUAAAAACUACCGACCAAAGAAAAUACAUAUUUGCCUGAGGAAGUAAGAAACAAUUGGAUUGAUAAAAAAUGCAUAUCAUAACACGGCGUAAUGGUUACUUCAUAUUGUGUUUCGAUUAAAAAAUCAAGUUGUAAAUAAAAAUGAUACGACUCUUAUAUAGAAAAACAAUAAUUUUAUAAUUUUUUUUUAUAUAAUUUACAUAAGUAAAUAAAAAAUUCAAAGACCGCACGACGGAUGACUCGAACCAAGAACAUCAGGUCUUGAUAUUAACCUCCUACCGCUAGGUCAACACACACACACACAAUUUUGUAAUCUUAAUUCUGCCUUUGUUUGGUUGGAUAAAAAUACUCCCUCCGUCCCACCAUAAAGUGUGACCUAUUUUUUUGGGCAAGCGAAUUAACAAAAAUGUAUUUUGUGUGUAGGUGAAAAAAUGAAAAGGUAUUUAAAGGGCAAAAAUUUUAUUCAAAAAAGAAAGAAUCUCAUUUUAGGUGUGACGCUAAAAAAUGAAAGAGUUUCACUUAUGUUGGGACGGAUGAAUUAAAAUUGGAAGCAAUAACAUAGCUAUUUUGUUACAAACUUACAAAGAAUAGCAAGUUUACGAACGAUAUUUUCAGACAAAAUAAAGAACUAUUCCUAUAAUUUCAUGCUUAUAAUUCGGAACAAUUUAUGACAAUAAUUUAAUCUGCCAGGAAAAAGUAAGCAAUUUGAAUCGUGUUCGAUUCCUAUUGUAUUAAUACAAUUUGAAAAAUCAUUAUUUAUUUAAUGUAAUGAUUUGAAAAUCAAAUUUUAUGUCCUAAGUCCUAACUUUUGGACAUUGUCUAUCGUAACUUGCAAUAAAAUUUCUAAUUUUCUCCCUAAAAAAGGGAAAAAAAAUCAUUAUGAAUUAUUUAGAAUAUGCUUUUUGUAUAUAAAUAAAUAUAAAAAAUAGGGUUGCAUUUACGAUAUUUCCGUGGAAAUUAGCUCAUGGAAUCCCCGCCGAUUUGGAUUCCAUCUCAAAUGGAAUCCUGCGAUCAGUCAACUGUUAUCUCAAAACUAAAUAAAUAAAUAAAUAUAAGAAAAUUAGAAAAGAGAGAGAUAGCCGUCAAAACUCAUAUCUAUCAACGCCAAUUUUUCCUCUUUAAAUUCUUCUCUCUCACUACACUCCACCAACACCAGCGUUGAAAUUGAGAGAGAGAGAGAAAGAGAUCUGCCCCUCUUUUUCCACAUACAUUAUCUUUUCUGGGCUACAGGCAAGCUGAUAAGAAUGGCGGUAACGAUGAAGCAAAUGGCUCUGCUGGUAGCAUUCCUUGGGGCACUCUCCUUCAUCCUUGGGGUUGUUGCUGAAAACAAGAAGGUCAAUUUUCGUUAAUCUGAUUUUUUUUAACUAUCUAAUAGAAUAAAAAGGAUCUUUUUCUAAUAAUUUUACUUGGCUGUAUGUAUUCUUUUAUGCUCUCAAUUUAAAUUCACUUGGUGUUUCUGCUCAUCAGAUUAUUAGUCUUGGAUGCUUUAUUGGAUCUUGAAAUGUUAUAUUGAAAAGUGUAGUGAAUUGAUGUUUUUUUCAUUUCAAAGAUGAAUUGUUUCUUUACAAUGAAUCCGUUGAUAUGAGACAUUGUUAUGGACCUUAUGGUGUUUGUGAUGCCACUUUGCACAUUAGAUUUAUAUUUAUAGUAUAUGAUUUAUUGUGCAAAUUGAUGUUUAAAGUAGUAUAUGAUUUAUUAACUCAUGAUUAGAAGAAUGAAUAUUCUGAUGCUUAUUGCUGUCUUUCCAUGAGAAUUAUAUCCAGAAAAAAAGAAAAAGGAUCAAGACUACAUCAGCUAUAUAUACCGACUUCAUAUUACUACCCUUUACUUCUGUCUUAUUUUAUCUGCUUUAAAUCUGCAGCCUCCAUCUGGAACUCCGAUAACAGGGAAGGGCGUUGUGAUCUGCAAAUACCCGUCGGAUCCAUCUGUGGCGUUGGGAUAUGCAUCCUUUGCAUUCCUUGUUGUCUGCAUGUUUGCUGGUUGGUAUUCUCUAUUUUACCCCUACAAAGGAAAGCACGUUCCUAAGGCAGCACUAUUCCAAAACAAAGGCUUCCUUGCCUUCUUCGGUGUUGCUCUGUAAGUAUAUAUUCCUAUCCUUUUGGCAUAGAUGCUGACUGCAUUGCUUUUGUUUUGUGUUCAUACCUCUUUCUGCCUCUAUUUUGUCCCUUUAUAUCUUUUUAGCCUCUUCCAGUCAUUAUCACAUCAUUUAAGUAAUCUAAGUUUCCUCCUAGUUUGUUGAUGAUGUUAUUUGAUAGCACGACGUAUUCCACUCAACAAACCAAUAGUUUAGUAUCCAAUCAAACGAAAUUUUGAAUUAUGUCUAUGUUUUCAUUAUCUCCAAUACUCCAAAUCUGACUUUUUAAAUUCUAUUAAAGAAUCAAUAGUGUUCAUGCACAUCUCAAUCCGGUUAAAGUCCAUAUACAACUAGAAAUGUUUUGAAUCAAUGAUAUGAAAAUAACCCCCAAAUUUGUUUUUGCUGCUGAUGUCUUCCAUUGCCUUAUGUAGCUUUUGGCUUAUUUUUCUCUCUUAUUACUGUUGAAGGUCGACGGCUGUAUUAGCUAUUGUGAUGUUGUUGUGGCCUACAAUCACAGAGCAGCUUCACCACACAAACAAUGUUCAUCACAAUUUGGAAACCUCAUGCCCUACGGCCAAGACUGGACUUCUUGGUGGAGGAGCUUUUCUAUCUCUCGACUCGUGCCUCUUCUUUUUGGUCGCGUUGAUGUUGGCUGACAACGCUCGUGCCGACUACUUCGACGAAUCAGAUGACAAAGUUGCAGGAGGUUAUGAAGCUGAGGCAAUCAAGGGCAGUGCCUGAUAAGCUAGCAGGCUUAAUCUUAUAACUUGCUAUUGUCUUUUCUUCAUUUUCUUGCCAAUGGAUAAUAUAUAUAUAUAAACUCUCUCUCUCUCUCUCUCUCUCUCUGCAGCCUGUAAGUAUUCACUCCGUUGGUGCACAUUACCCUCAUUUUAAAGUCAAAUUAUUAAAUGGUAA